GUGCAAUCAAGCUGUAACCUUGACGUACUAUAGUUACGCGAUUUCUCUCGUUUCUAUUGAGUUUUUUCUCGUUAUAUUAAAAUAAACUCUAACGCAGCACGUCUACAGUUAUUUAAUAAUCAAAUGCAAUAAAUUUUAAGUUUAAUUGAAGUAUAUUAAAAUGUCUAUUUCAAAGUAUUUCGAGGUAGAUGGCGGAUAUCGCAUGCCACGAAUUGGAUUUGGUACAUGGCAGGCUCCACCGGAUAUUCUAGAGAAGGCUGUAGACGCUGCUUUAGAAGCAGGCUAUCGCCACUUCGAUUCAGCGCGGGCCUAUGAAAACGAGGCUGCUUUGGGACAAGCUCUCAACCGCUGGAUCGCAGGCGACCCUGCUAGAAGAAAGGAACUGUUUGUUGUUACGAAACUGCCACCUGGAGGUAAUAGACCUAAUUUGGUAGAAGAAUACUUUAGUGCCUCGUUGCGGGACCUAGGCUUAGACUAUGUUGACCUGUAUCUCCUACAUGUACCGUUUGGUUUUGAACAUAUACCGGGAGAUCUUCAUCCAAAGAAUCCAGAUGGCAGCAUGAAGUUUGACUACAACACUGACCUCGUUGGUAUUUGGAAGGCCAUCCUCAAACUUAAAGAGUCAGGUCGAGUGCGCAAUGUCGGCAUAUCAAAUAUGAAUGAAGAACAAAUUAAACGAUUAUAUGCAGUGGGAAAACCGGCUUGCCUUCAAGUUGAAGUACAUGUCUUACACCAACAGAAGCCACUCAUUGCUUUUGCAAAUCAACUCGGAAUACCUGUUGUUGCUUAUUCUCCUUUAGGAUCAAAAGCUUUGGCGGAUGCUUUGGCCGAAAAAACUGGACGUUCCUAUCCAAAUCUGCUUGAAAUACCCGAAGUUAUGAGAAUUGCAAACACUCAUUCACGUACGCCGGCACAAAUACUACUUCGAUUCUUACUACAACAUGGGGUUGCUUCGAUUCCCAAAAGUACAGACCCAACUAGAAUUAAACAGAAUAUUUCUGUCUGGGACUUUGAACUAAGUGAAAAAGAAAUGGAAGAGCUGCAUGCGUUAGACCGUGGUAACGAGGGACGUAUUUGUGAUUUCCUAUUUUUCGCUGGUGUGGAAAAACAUCCAGAAUACCCAUUCAAAAAACAAUAAAAACCAUUACAAUGAAAUUAAUACAUAUUUAGUUACUAAAUAAAAUAAUCACAUUCUAA
Molecule: messenger RNA, 1197 nt
Organism: Melitaea cinxia (Glanville fritillary)
Lineage: Eukaryota; Metazoa; Arthropoda; Insecta; Lepidoptera; Nymphalidae
Product: aldo-keto reductase family 1 member A1-like
Exons: 6
Coding region: 161-1138 (325 amino acids)
Molecular function (GO): oxidoreductase activity
Source: RefSeq, a predicted model, not a curated record